Messenger RNA from Eremothecium gossypii ATCC 10895, 1587 nucleotides. RefSeq names its product glycosylphosphatidylinositol-alpha 1,2 mannosyltransferase (gene SMP3). Gene Ontology annotation, molecular function: alpha-1,2-mannosyltransferase activity. Gene Ontology annotation, cellular component: endoplasmic reticulum membrane. Lineage: Eukaryota; Fungi; Ascomycota; Saccharomycetes; Saccharomycetales; Saccharomycetaceae. The transcript has a single exon. Gene Ontology annotation, biological process: GPI anchor biosynthetic process. The record is from RefSeq and is marked provisional. The coding region runs from base 1 to 1587 and encodes 528 amino acids.
AUGGCAUGCUGCUCUGAAGGCAGAAGAGGUGACAUUAUGUCAAUAUGCAGACAAGGACACCUUCUGUCACAUGUUCCUAGGCUGAGGGGUAUGAGAUUGGCUGUGAUUCGCUAUAUAUGGCUGCUGGUGGCGCUGCUGGUGGCGCUGGAACCCGCGUAUGUGCAUCCGGACGAGCACAUGCAAAGUGUGGAAGUGAUGAUGCAAAAGAUAUUCGGAUUGAGAGGCACGGUACCGUGGGAGUUCCAGCCUGAGUAUGCUGCGCGGAGCUUUGCUCCUCUUUGGAUAUUCAUGGGACCUGCAUUGGUCGCCGCGCGGCUGUUCAAUGCAGGGCCGCGGGUAGUACUGGGUCUUCUUCGGAUACAAGGCUAUUUCCUAUACGUUUCACUGACGCGCGUAGCAGUGGAACUAGUCGGGCGGACGAAGCUGCGGCGGUCGAUGGCAGCAUUUCUGCUGUCAACUACAUAUGUAGUGGGGGCAUUUCAGUCACAUACAUUUUCCAAUAGUAUCGAGACGUUGCUUGCCGUUGCAGCUGUCGGGCUGCUAGAGGUGGUUAUAGCCGACGGGCGAGCCGGGCAUAGGCAUGUCCGCAUCUCCGGGGUUCUUGGUUUCUUGAUAGCGCUGGGGCUGUUCAAUCGUGUAACAUUUGCGGGGUAUCUGGGGUUGCCAUGCAUCGUGGCUUUCUGGCAAUUCUAUAGACGGCAGUGGCGGUCACUAGCAGCGUUACUAUUGUGCUUUCUGCUUACAUCCGGCGCGUGCAUUUGGAUUGAUACCCUUUCCUAUGGGACAUCUGAAUGGGUCAUCACGCCAUUGAACAACUUGCUGUACAAUAUGGAUGAGGAGAAUCUUGCUCAGCAUGGGCUUCACCCGCGUUAUACUCACAUAUUGGUCAACUUGCCCAUGCUACUUGGGCCAGGGUUGCUCUUUGCGUUGGGCGGAAUUCAGCGGCUCUCUCUUCCCCUGCUAUCAUGUGUCUCGGGGGUUGCAACAUUGUCAUUAUUCAAGCACCAAGAGGCUCGGUUUCUGUUGCCGGUUGUUCCUCUAUUUCUUAUGUCAGUGGAUUUGACCAAACUAAGAACUGUAUCCUUGACGCUCACUCUGAAACUGUGGUUGGCUUUUAAUGGCUUGAUGGUUGUCAUUAUGGGCGUGGGCCAUCAGAGAGGUGUGAUAACAGCGUUGCAUCAACUUCGCGAAGAGCCUAUUGGUGUACAAGUAUGGUGGAAGACAUAUUCGCCCCCAACAUGGGUUCUAAUGAACGAGGCGCUGACAGUCUCGACCACCAAUUUUGUUGGAGACGAUGAACGGAUUGACGAGGUGCCUUUGGAUGUCACACGGAAUCAUGUCAUAGACCUCAAAGGUUGCAACAUAGAGCUGCUAAACCAUACACUUUCGCAAUUUAUUGCGGCAGGUUCAAAAGUGCAUUUGAUUGUUCCGGACUCUGUUGCCAAGAAGACAGCAUUGUUGACAAAGCGGUAUGGAUUCGAUAUUCACCGAGAAUUCCGGACUCUCGUCCACUUGGAUUUAGAUCAUUUAGACUGGAGUGAACCUUCUAGUUUCACACCAGGGCUAUCAAUAUACACAGUUACGUGA